This is a messenger RNA of Nerophis ophidion (straightnose pipefish), 3027 nucleotides long. It is a transcript of the gene ext1c, whose product is annotated as exostoses (multiple) 1c. Lineage: Eukaryota; Metazoa; Chordata; Actinopteri; Syngnathiformes; Syngnathidae. The coding region runs from base 567 to 2783 and encodes 738 amino acids. The transcript is spliced from 12 exons. Gene Ontology annotation, molecular function: glycosyltransferase activity. Gene Ontology annotation, cellular component: membrane. The record is from RefSeq and is a predicted model, not a curated record.
UGCACACGCACACACUCACACGAAGAUGGAUCAUUUCAAGCGCAUAGAGUCUCUCCAGUCAAAUCCACCACGAAGGCGAACUGGGUUCGUGCACUGAAUCGAUUGUCCGAUGUCCGGACGUGGCGUGAAAAGGAGAAUGAGCCACUAGGCAUCGUGGGGGGGACGAGCUGGAGGGGGGCCUGCCCGACAGCAGUUGCGCCAGGCACCAUGAGGCAGCGGGCGAAGAAAUCUCCCUCCAUUCCUCUCGCCGCGGAAGAAAUGCACGGAGCAUCAGCGCCUGCCACGGCUGAGACGGGGCGAGACCCGGCGUCCGAGCGCGCACAGCAGACGGGGGGAAGACGCCCGGACUUGGCAACGGCGUCGUCCUGAAUGGCAACGGGGACCGGGCCACGCUCGGAGGAGGCGGUGAUGUCCUUCUUCACACAUUGCCCUCCGUUAGAAGCUCCUUGUUAGGAGUCGCUCACCCCAGCCGGUGCCUCCGGCGAGGCCUCAGAGCUGAGGGGGUGGACGAAACAAAAAAAAACUGGACAGAGAAAAUAGAAAGAUCGCGACAAGGACAAGCCCCCAUGCAGGCACGCAAGAAAUAUGUUCUGCUGGGCUUGUGUACGUUCUGCUGGCUGGUUCUCUUUUACUGCGGUCGAGGAGUCCAGAUGCCUGCGCGUCUGCUCCGGCUGUUGACCGGCCAGCAGGGCGAGGUAGCGCGACCUUGGCCCAACUGGACCGACCGGGCCUUCCUUCCCUGCUACGCCCGCCUCGACGAGUUCCAGACAGAACCCGGGACGAGCCAGCCUCAGCAGGCCUGGUCCGUCGUCUACAAGGACAGCCGUUGCCGGAUGGAGACCUGCUUUGACUUCGCCCGGUGCCGGCGUCGAGGACGGGACGGGUUCCGGGUGUACGUGUAUCCGUCGGAGAAAAACGACCACGUGUCGGAGAGCUACAGGAAGAUCUUGACUUCCAUAGCCGAGUCGCGGUACUACACGUCGGAUCCGCGCGAAGCGUGUUUGUUUGUGCUGGGGAUCGACACCCUGGACCGAGACCAGCUGUCAGGACAGUUCAUUACUAAUAUGGACGACCGUAUCCGAGGUUACCCGCUGUGGAACGACGGGCGUAAUCACUUGAUCUUCAAUCUUUACUCCGGCACCUGGCCCAACUACACCGACGACCUGGGCUUCAACAUAGGCCAGGCCAUGCUGGCCAAAGCCAGCCUCAACACGGAGCAUUUCCGGCCGGGCUUCGACGUCUCCAUCCCGCUUUUCUCCAAGGAGCACCCGCAGAAGGGCGGCGAGCGAGGCUGGCUGGUGAGGAACGCCACCCCGCCGCGGCGGAAGUACCUGCUGAUGUUCAAAGGGAAGCGGUAUCUGACGGGCAUCGGUUCGGAUACCCGGAACGCGCUCCACCACAUCCACAACGGGAAGGACAUCGUGUCGUUGACGACAUGCCGCCACGGGAAGGACUGGGAGAAACAUAAAGACGCCCGCUGUGACCAUGACAACCUGGAAUACGAAAGGUUCGAUUACCAGGAGCUGCUCCACAACUCCACCUUUUGUUUGGUCCCUCGAGGUCGACGCCUGGGCUCCUUUCGCUUCCUGGAGUCUUUGCAGGCGGCGUGCGUACCCGUGCUUCUGAGCAACGGCUGGGAGCUUCCCUUUUCCGACGUCAUCCAGUGGAACCAGGCCGUCAUUGAAGGGGACGAGCGAUUGCUGUUGCAGGUGCCAUCGACAGUAAGAGCCGUCAGAAAUGAGCGAGUCUUGGCUCUCAGACAAAGGACCCAGAUGUUGUGGGACGCAUAUUUCUCCUCUGUGGACAAGAUAGUCCUCACCACACUAGAGAUCAUUAAGGACCGUGUGUUUUCCCACAUAUCGAGAAACAAGUACAUGUGGAACUCCCUACCUGGAGGUCUACUAGUCCUGCCAGAAUACUCCACUCACCUGGCACAUUUCCCUUUCUACUACCUGGGUUUAGGCAUCAGUCCAAAUCAGGAGUUCACUGCAAUCAUCCACGCCGUCUCUCCUUUGGUGUCCCAGUCUCAGCCAAUCAUGAAGCUGCUUCAGGUGGUCUCCAAGUCUAAGUAUUGCUCACAAAUCAUCAUCCUAUGGAACAGUGAAAAGCCAGCACCGAGUCGGAGCAAAUGGCCUCCCAUGCCGGUGCCCCUCACUGUAACAGACGGCAAGAAGAAGACCACCAGUCGGUUCCUGCCUCACGUUGCUAUAGAAACCGAUGCAGUGCUGAGUCUGGAUGAGGAUACGGUCCUGUUGACUAGUGAGGUGAACUUUGCCUUCCUGGUGUGGCGCAGUUUCCCGGAUCGGAUUGUGGGGUACCCACCCAGGAGCCACUUUUGGGAUCCGUUGAAACACGCCUGGGGGUACACCUCCAAGUGGACCAAUGACUACUCCAUAGUCCUGACUGGUGCUGCCUUCUACCACAGGUACUACCACUUCCUGUUCUCGCACUACCUGCCCCAGUCUUUGAGGACCUUGGUGGAUCAUACGACCAACUGUGAGGACAUCCUGAUGAACUUCCUGGUGUCGUCUGUCACUCACCUGCCACCCAUCAAAGUGGCUCAAAGGAAGCAAUACAAGGAGCUGCCCAGCCCACAGGCCACAAAAAAUGUCCCCUGGGCGAACCCGGAGCACUUCAACCAGCGCCAGGAGUGUGUCAACACCUUCGCCAACUGGUUUGGCUACAUGCCUCUGGUCCACUCGCAGUUCCGCCUGGACCCGGUGCUCUUCAAAGAUCAAGUGUCCGUCCUCCGGAAGAAGUACAAAGACUUAGAGAGGGCGUGAUGCGGGCGGGACAUGCGGCAGACGGACCAAUCGGGAGCUCAGAAAAUGAAGAGGGGCCUGACGGACAAUCCCGGUGGAGUCGGUGGGCUUCGGAUCAAAGGACAGACUUCAAUGGAAGGCAAAUGCAGAAGGGACUGCCAAGGAAGUUGGUAGCGGUGCCAUGUUCUUUAGCUAUUCUUGUCUCUGGGCAAGGACAAUUUUGCAGCAAAAACUCUUCAAACCAAUAAAAUGAUUUGAAAACGCA